GUCUUUUUUGUCUUUGCUAUGUUGCUGUUGCUAUGCCAUUGAUUACAAAGAUACCUGAAGGUCUCCCAUGUCUAUCUUCCUCCCUAGUCCCUUAACAAGUGCAUCUGACUCCUGUCUCAGUCAUUGCCGUGGCGCAGGAACCACCUUUUCGUUUCCUUUUUGUUAUUUAUUUAUUUUCCUCCUCCUUUUCAACUCUCUUCUCUAAGCCGCGGUUUCCGUCUCUCUCCUGAGUGUGUGUGAUUGUGAGAGAGAUACCGGUUAACGUCUCAGGUUUCUGUUGUUUGGUACGUUUACUUACAUCUUUGGGGUUUGUUGCAAUUGGCGUUUCCCGUUUGUAGGGGGAAUGAGCGGUGCCUUUAGUCUAUUUGAGUCAUGGCAUAUCCCUUGUACCAGAUUUCUUUCAAGAACCUUCCAGUUUUCAAGAGGCUCCUACGAUAUGCAGAGGCCUAUCAAGCGUCAGGCCUUGUGCUUCUGUAGAAACAUGCAGACUGUAACUUGUGAGAUCGUCGAUGCAAGCUAUGUACCCGCUCCCCAAAAUAAACCCAAGGAUAAACGAUCACCACAAGUGGAAACUAUUGGUGCAUUUCAAAAGCUGCCCAUGGUGAUGCCAUCAGUUGAUAUUUUCCAUUCUGCGAUGAGGAAGGCAAAGAGGGUCUUACCUACAAAAGGGAUUGCCAACAUUGCAAGGAGAGAAAGAAACAGAGGUGCAAAGCAACUUGAUGCACUGAUGAAAGAAUUAGCAGUUCCAUUAAGAGGGUACAUAGAAAACUUCCCCAAAAGAAUGUACUUGCAUCCUUAUGAACGGUCUCUUAUUGAGUUGACACUUGGGGAUGGAAAUUAUGAAGAGGUCUUGAGAAAGGUAGAUGCUCUAAGGAAGAAGGUUGUAUCUGUUGGAAAGGAACAUGCUUCUCUCUGUGCCAAGUCUUUAUCGAAAAGGGAAGCAGAGGAACGACUGACUGAGGGUUUGGAGAAACUUCAAGAAAUCUUCAAACGUGAAGGGCAGGCUGUUGAUAACUUAUUGUACAUUGCCAAGACUUUGCGGGCCAUGCCAGUUGUGGAUCUAGAAAUGCCAACUUUGUGUCUUGUUGGAGCGCCAAAUGUGGGGAAGUCAUCAUUGGUUCGUAUGCUCUCAACAGGAAAGCCUGAGGUGUGCAACUAUCCUUUUACAACAAGAGGAAUUCUGAUGGGUCAUAUUACUAUAAACUACCAGCAUUUUCAGGUGACUGACACCCCUGGGCUGUUGAAGAGAUGUGAUGUUCUUUUGCACUCCCUCACCCCCAUUGCAGAAGACAGGAAUAAUUUGGAAAAGUUAACACUUGCUGUGCUCUCGCAUUUGCCAACAGCAAUUCUUUAUGUUCAUGAUCUAUCAGGAGAGUGUGGAAUGUCUCCGUCUGAUCAGUUCGUGAUAUACAAAGAGAUUAGGGAAAGGUUUGACAAUCAUCUGUGGCUUGAUGUUGUCUCAAAAUGCGAUCUUCUGCAAGAAUCUUCUGUGGUCUUCAUCACAGAAGAUGGAGAAACCAAUCAUCUUGAAUUGGCGAAGUAUUUGAAAAUAGGCCCCAAAGGUGCGAUACAUGUAUCAGUAAAAAGUGAAGAGGGACUCAAUGAGCUGACAAAUAAUGUGCAUGAGGUAUUGAUGGCUCAGAUGGGCAGGAUCAGAAGUUCAAAGAUCCCAGAAAACAUUGAAGUUGCUUAGAUAGAGGGUUACUUCUAUCUCCACCAAUGUCCUGCUUAUGUUGAGCUUUUGUAAUCUGAUUCUGAUGGUAUAUGGGUGGUUACUUGCUCAACUUGAAGAAAGCAAAAUGAGCUGGAUGGUCAAUGUGUUAAAAGAAUUCUAAGUCAAAUUGGCGUUUUCCUUGAGUU
Molecule: messenger RNA, 1860 nt
Organism: Theobroma cacao (cacao)
Lineage: Eukaryota; Viridiplantae; Streptophyta; Magnoliopsida; Malvales; Malvaceae
Source: RefSeq, a predicted model, not a curated record